UUGAGUUUUCAAUUUUUCGUACCGUAUGUACUAUUUCUAUGUACGAAUUACGUUUUAACUUUAAAUAUUUAAACAUAUUUGGACGUUGAGAAUUGAGAUGUACCUAAUAUACUAUAACACUAAUAUCAUUAUCCUAUCGUUUACGUUAUUAUAAUAUACUAUUGAUCUUGCAGUAUGUAAUGAUUUAGAUUUCCGUAAUUGUUGAGAACAAUUUUUCGUGGUGAUACAUGCUAUUAUCUUGAAAUUUAAUUCAAAUCGCCCUUACUGCAAUACUACAGUUGGGUUCACCUCAAAUAACAAUUUUCACAAUAUUGUAGCUUAUUAUUAUUUAUCAUCUUGUAAAUAUGUCUGAUACAGACUCAGAUUCAUCAACAGAUAGUGACAAUAACAAUUCAUCUCCUUUUUUCAACCAUUAUUUGGGUUAUCCUCGUGGCUAUUAUGGACAUGAUAUUGAAAGUCCAGGCCUUGAAACAGAUGAUUCUUCAGAUAGUGAUGUUAUUCCUAAUUUAAGUCAUUUUGAUUCUACAUCUAGUGAUAGUGAAGCAUUAUUAAACAACACCUCAGACGAAUUUGAUUGUCCAGAUAAUGAUUCAUCUUGUAGUUCGAGAAAUUCAUCUACAUUUAAAUUAUUCAAACAAAGGCAUAUUAAUAAAAUGAAAGUCAUUCGUUCGAAAUCCAAUUAUUGGUGUCUUCCUAAAGAGUUAUAUAACAGAGAAAUUGGCCAUUAUAACCGCCGCGCUCAGUGGGGUUAUAAGUUCUAUCAAUCAACUGUUGGUGUGCAAAAACUCAAAUUGAGUAAACAACUAAAAGGCCAUCAAGGAUGUGUAAAUUCAUUAGAUUUUAAUAAAACUGGUGAAAUUAUAGCUAGUGGAUCAGAUGAUUUUAGAAUAUGUUUAUGGAAUUGGUCAAAUGGAAAGUGCUUACUCAGUUACAGUAGUUUACAUACUAGGAAUAUUUUUCAAACUAAAUUUCUCACUACACACGGAGGUACUCACAUUGUAUCAAGUGGACGGGAUGGCUUAGUUGUAUUGUCUGCUGUAAAUAAUUAUGAUUUUAUAUAUAGCAAAAUAAUAGCACGACAUGAUAGCUCUUGCAAUAAAGUUGGUGUACAUCAUGAUACACCAUAUGUAGUUCUUAGUUGUGGAGAUGACGGAAUCGUUAAAAAUAUAGAUAUUCGUGAAUCUCCUAUUAAUGAAAAUGAAAGAAUUACCAAUAUACUACAUAUCAAAAAUAUGCAUGGAACUUCUAUGCAUCUAUAUGGUAUUGAUAUUAAUCCUAUGAAUCCAUAUGAGUUUAUUGUAAAUGGUGAUGAUGAAUAUGUAAGAAUGUAUGAUAAAAGAAAACUAACUGUGGAUCCAGUUAAACUAUUCCAUCGUGAACUUAAAAAUACUAAACCAGAAAAAACUGGUGAUAGUGCUGUUAUUGAAAUUGAUGAUAGUGCUAUUAAUGGCACUGAUAAUAGUGAUGUUGAUGGCAGUGAUGAUGGUGGUGUCGAUGAAGCUAUCAAUGAUGUUUUUGAUAUUGCUGACAUUGGUGCUAUUGCAAAUGGCAAUGUUAAUUCUGACUAUGAUGAGGACGAGAUUUCAAGUUCAGCCUCACCUUCUCACUAUUUAUCUCAUAUUACAUCUGCUGUGUAUAGCUAUUGUGGAACUGAAAUUUUAGCAUCUUAUAGUGAAGAUGAUAUUUAUCUAUUUGAUACUUAUGGUCGAUCAAAUUCUGUAUUACACAGUUAUAGUGGCCAUCUAAAUAGAAUGACUGUUAAAGGUGUCAAUUUUUAUGGUCCAAGAAGCGAUUAUGUAGUAUCUGGAUCAGAUUGUGGAUUUAUCUUUAUAUGGGAUAAAAAAACUGAAGCUAUUGUCCAAAGAAAACAUGCUGAUAAAAAAGGAUGUGCUAAUGUAUUAGAAGCACAUCCACAUAUACCAACCUUAGCAACUAGUGGUCUGGAUAAAACUAUAAAAAUAUGGGAACCUUUAAAUAUGUCUCAACAACCAAAUAAAAAAAAGCUCAGAAUGUUGUUUUAAAUUGGGUCUACUAAGGUUCAUUCAGAUACAUUUUUAAUGGGUAUGAUUUAUAAAUCCAAAACCUACUUGGCAAAUUAUCAAAGAGCCGACUCUAUUUAGCUGAAUUUCAUAUAGCCGACAUCAUAAAGAGCUAAAAUUACAAUAGGUGGACAAAUUUUUAAAAUUAAAAAUGUAUUAAUUACAUUUUACAAUUACCAUAAAAUCAAUUAGUUGUUUAAUUUUUAUUGUUUUUAU
Rhopalosiphum maidis (corn leaf aphid) is the source of this 2255-nucleotide messenger RNA. Its product is annotated as DDB1- and CUL4-associated factor 8. Lineage: Eukaryota; Metazoa; Arthropoda; Insecta; Hemiptera; Aphididae. The record is from RefSeq and is a predicted model, not a curated record. The transcript has 10 exons. Gene Ontology annotation, cellular component: cytoplasm; Cul4-RING E3 ubiquitin ligase complex. The coding region runs from base 345 to 2021 and encodes 558 amino acids. Gene Ontology annotation, molecular function: protein binding.